Messenger RNA from Echinops telfairi (small Madagascar hedgehog), 1640 nucleotides. Its product is annotated as olfactory receptor 18-like. Gene Ontology annotation, biological process: G protein-coupled receptor signaling pathway. The record is from RefSeq and is a predicted model, not a curated record. Gene Ontology annotation, cellular component: membrane. The transcript has a single exon. NCBI's taxonomy places the organism in Eukaryota, Metazoa, Chordata, Mammalia, Afrosoricida, Tenrecidae. Gene Ontology annotation, molecular function: G protein-coupled receptor activity; olfactory receptor activity. The coding region runs from base 185 to 1114 and encodes 309 amino acids.
CAAAGAGGACAGAGUUCUAAGGAGAACAGGUUUGCAACAACUAAGAAACCUUGUUAAAGAUAUUGUGGUAGAUGGUCCUCAAGUAUGAACACAUAUGGAUUUUUUGAAUUCCAGAUGAGGAAAGAGCGCCAAUUAAUUGUUUCCUUGUUUACUCUUUUCUUUUUUUAAAAGAUGCUCCAGCCACAUGGAACCACAGAAUCUUACAUAUGUCUCAGAAUUCUUCCUGCUGGGGCUCUCUGAGGAUCCGGGACUGCAGCCGCUUCUCUUUGGGAUGUUUCUGUUCGCAUACCUGGUUACUGUGAUUGGGAACCUGAUCAUCAUCCUGGCUGUCAGCUAUGAUGCCCAGCUUCACACCCCCAUGUAUUUCUUUCUCUCCAACCUGUCUUUGGCUGACAUUGGUUUCACAUCCACCACAGUCCCAAAGUUGAUUGCAGACCUCCAAACUCACAGGAGAGUCAUAUCCUAUGCAGGAUGCCUGACCCAGAUGUCAUUUUUUAUGCUCUUGGGAUGUUUGGACAGUCUGCUCCUGGCUGCGAUGGCCUAUGACCGAUUUGUGGCCAUCUGUCAUCCUUUGCACUACCGGGUUAUUAUGAAACCCCGCCUAUGUGGCUUUCUGGUUUCGGUGUCCAUUUUCAUCAGCCUUUUAGUCUCUCAGUUGCACAAUUCGGUAGUGUUGCGAGUUAUUUAUUUCAAGGAAGUGGAAAUUGCUCAUUUCUUCUGUGACCCAUCUCAACUUCUCAAUCUUGCCUGUUCUGACGCAUUCACCGAUAACAUAGUGAUGUACAUUGUUGGUGCCCUGUCUGGUUUUCUUCCAAUUUCAGGGAUCCUUUUCUCUUAUUAUAGAAUAGUUUCCUCUGUUCUGAGAGUCCAACCCUCAAGUGGGAAGUAUAAAGCCUUUUCCACCUGUGGCUCUCACCUGUCAGUUGUUUGCUUAUUUUAUGGAACAGGUCUUGGAGUGUACCUCAGUUCAGCUGUCUCAUCUUCCCCCAGGAAAGGUGCCAUGGCCUCAGUGAUGUACACUGUGGUCACCCCUAUGCUAAAUCCCUUCAUCUACAGCCUGAGGAACAGGGACAUCAAGAGAGCGCUGUGGAGGCUUUUCAGUAGAGCAAGGUGAUCCCUUUGCCUUUUUUUGUUGUUGUUCAAGUUAAAAAACCCCCAUCAAAACCAAAUAAUGAGAACAUUGAAUUAUAUAGAUCAUGCUAGAUGAUUUUUGUAGUUUUCAUUCUCUAUGCUUCAUAUAAAAAUAUUACUUCUUUUCUUAUGUUUUGAAUGGUCUUGGGGGUGUAUUCUGGGACACUUCAUAUGUCACAGCUGCCCUAUGACUGAAUUCUGUGGUUCUUACCUCUGAAGUCUUCUUUGGUUUCUCCUCAAUGACCUAAGACACUUAGAGAAAUACACAACUCGCUUUUUAUGUGUUUAAAAUCUGUAUCCAUUUUCAGGGUUCAUGUGUAUCUUCCAUACAUCUACUGAAUCGAGUUUUGCAGGUUAUAUGUGGGAAUGUAUGUCAUUGUUCUUCACCUUAGCUCUUAUUUUAAUAAUCUUUGAAGCUUUAAAAAUUCUGAUAAUUGGAUUGGGGUGGCUUGAGCAUGAACAUUUUAUUUUUAAUUUAUUUAUUAAUAAUUUUAUUGGGGCUCUUACAG